AAAUUGAUCUCUUUGCACUUCCCUGUUUGGCGUCGGCGAGGAUCGCAGAGAUCUCGGCUCCGCAUUCAGCCUGAUUGUGAGAUUUAAGCCGUUCGGCGAAUUGACAGUUUUUGACCAAGGGGUGGGAUAGAAAGGAUGUCCCCGCACUUGGAGAAAGACACAAUUUUGAACAUCGUCUUGAAAUUCAUCGGAGAUGGCAGCUUAAAAAAAACUCGCGUGAAACCGGUCGUUCUUUCAUCACCUUUCAUGAGGUUAGGUUAUGAAGAAUGAAGGCAAAUCUCCUAGACUUGAUCGCUGGAAUUGCGCCCCAUGAAACAUAUCAAGCUUACUCCGCAUCCAUGCCCAGAUCAAUCGAGUGAAACAUAUCAAUAUUUCCAUACCGAUGGAUUCACGCCAUGGAAUGGAGAAAGAAGUUGCCAAAUUUGGAGAGCGAUGGACCAAACAUCUCUCUUCUUGAAAUGUGGAUAAAGUGGUUCGCAGUGAUGUAGAGGUAUAUAUUUUACAAGUGGUCUGACUCCAACCUGGUCUCAGAAGAAGAAUUGGUUCUCAAACUGCUACAUACGUAACUCAUAUUCGGUAAGGAAAUUCGAUGAUCUGAGUUGCAAGGACCACACAACUACGCGAAGGACAAUUGAGGGACACGAUGCCGCCUGAUUUGAAUGCCGAUGAUUACUGCCUCGCCACGCAUGAGGCAUGGCAAUUUGCGGCGAGGCAGAUGCGGACCGAGGAAAUGGUGCUCUUUGUCAAUACGAAAGAUUCGGAAGAAAGUUAUCCUUAUUUCAGAAACGAACGGCACCUCAAGUACCGAGUGCCGCCGUUUAUCCAUCCUCAAGCUCCAAGCACCGUCAGCGCCGCUUUUGGCAAUUUCAUGUACUCCAAACUAGUGCGCACACUGAGUUCUCCUAUGUUGAUUGUCCGACAAAGGUCAGUUGCCUGGGCAGUGGAGCUUCUGUCAGUCGGGGAGAACCGUGCGCGCUGUGUUGCAGCUGGGUUUGUCCCGAUUUUGGCAGGCAUGUUGAGGGAGAAGGAUUAUUUCAUACGAGAGAAUUUGGCUUUGUGCUUUAAACACUUAGCGGAAGCUGGUCAGGCUGUUUGUGGAUUACUCUGCGAGAUGGAUGUAGUGAAAGGCCUGGUUAACAUGGUCGCGAGUCAGAAUAAAACUUUGAGGAAAAACGCAUUUGAAGCCCUUGAAGCUCUGGCUCAAAUGUCCCACUUGGUUAGGUUUGAGCUAGUGAAGGAAGGAACGGUGUUGAAAUUUUUGUUGAUGGUAAUCAACGACGAGACAGAUCAGUGGAUAAGGCAAACUGGCCUUGAAGUUCUCUCCAAGUGCAUAUCGGGAGGAAACUACAAUGUGCAGGCUUUAGAAGAACUGCUGGCAGUGAAUUCUGUUCCAACGGCUAUCCGUUUUAUCCAAAGUCCUUGGAGAAAUUUGCAGGAGUCUGCUUGUCGGUUCUUGUGUUUAUUAUGCAUGCAUAAUACUGGAAAAACACAAGCAGUUGAAUGUAGAGCGGUCGAAAAACUAAUCCAUUUACUAAACGACAUCGAACCACGUGUGCAAGCUCUUGCAUGUGCAGCGCUUUGCUGCAUAACUAUAGACAUCCAAGGCAAGAAGGACUUCGUUAUGAUCAAGGGAAUCCCUAUUAUUUUGAAGCUACUGGAUCUUACGGAUGAGCAACUAUGCCUUUUUGACAUUGCGUUGCUGUUAAAUGUUGCUGAGUAUCCUGUCGCGAGGAAAGAGCUAUUCCAAGAUGGACUUGUUGCGCUGAGAGAGAUAAUCAAGACAUCAACAUCUCCUUUGAUGAAGAAGCGCGCCAAACAAGGGUUACAACAAUUACACUUUGAUCAUCUACCUCAUCAAUUUCCCUACGACAAAAUGGACAAAAUCUACCUUCGUGGAACACCAAAGCCUACUAGGAGUCUGCAAGACUCAUACCCCCCGACUCAGAGCCCCAGCCCACCUUCCAAGUCACCCUCAUACUCAACGAAACCAUCAACAUCUUCUUCACCAGUAUCUAUAUUGAAGCGCCCUACAUCUCCAGGAAAGCGCCAAUGAGAUGACCAAAGGUCAUGAAGCGAGGCUCUCAAUGACAUCACAGUUCUGAUGUUAUCACCUGAGUAUUAGUAAGUUGCGAGAACUAGGAGAGAAGCUUCAAGCCUUGUGUUCAUAUAGUUUGAGCACUGAGAUCCAAAACUGAGUUCUGAAAUAGCUUCAGUUACAUGCAGGUGAUUUGUGUCCCAAUGUAAGUUUUGGACCCUUAGUUUUCAUGUCUGCACCCAGAACGGUAGAUUGAAUGAAAUCACGACAUAACGUGCUCCACAGUGCUCGUGAUGAGGUACCGUUGAGGCUCUUAAGUACGAUCAGACCUUAGAUCUUACUUCAUCAUUACUUCUUUGGAAAGGCAUUACACAUUUCUUCAGAGGCUUUACUCGUAAGGAGUUCGGAACAGACUUAAUAAAGUACAAUGAGUAUUUUAUAUAAAUCUGUGUUGUAUUAGGGUCAACAGUAGCAAAGCAAAGUGCUCUAUCUCAGAUUUCCAAAUGCUUUAUAUAAAUAGCUAAGGUUGUUCUCACUUGUAUCCAUAAUAAC
Messenger RNA from Marchantia polymorpha subsp. ruderalis, 2587 nucleotides. The record is from the annotation of a GenBank genome assembly. Lineage: Eukaryota; Viridiplantae; Streptophyta; Marchantiopsida; Marchantiales; Marchantiaceae.